CAACCCAUAAUCAUUCAAUAUAUAACUUUAAAAAUUGAUUUAAAGGAAUUUAUGGGGGCAUUUCGGUAAUUUCUGGAGCAUUUAGGUAAAUCACGUGUUAAUAUUUAUAGCGCGCAGCGCGACCUAUCGUGUUUUGGCAUUGCUAGUAACGGAAAUUCAUCGGGAAGGAGAUUAGAGAGUGUAUUUGAAUUUACGAAAUUACAAGGCAUUCUCUUACGAAGACGCCAUGGCAGAAAUAAUAAUAGCAACAGCUGUGGCAGGGGUGAGCGCUUUCGUAGGUGCCCCCGUCGUUCUGGGUGCCAUUGGUUUUACUAAAGUGGGAGUAGCGGCAGGUUCCAUCGCAGCGGCGGUACAGGGCCCCACUACCGCAGCCGGAAGCUUGUUUGCGUUGUGUCAGAGUGCAGGAGCGGCGGGAAUGGCAGUUGGUACAAAAGUUGCCGUUUCUAGUGCAGUGGGAACGGUGGGCGGAGCAAUUGCCUCCAUUUGGAAGUAAAUUUAUGGACACCAUCCUUUCUAUAUUAACCCAAAAUGAACUUGUUCAACUAGCUGUUGACUAAAAAAUUCAAUUGCUUGUGUUUGAUAUGAGGAAUUACUUAAAACAAUUACAAUGCGCAUUUUUUCAGAAUCCUUUUAAUAUUUGGAAAUAAACUUUGAAAUGAAAA
Molecule: messenger RNA, 662 nt
Organism: Ostrea edulis (European flat oyster)
Lineage: Eukaryota; Metazoa; Mollusca; Bivalvia; Ostreida; Ostreidae
Product: interferon alpha-inducible protein 27-like protein 2B
Exons: 3
Coding region: 227-493 (88 amino acids)
Cellular component (GO): membrane
Source: RefSeq, a predicted model, not a curated record